AAGGGUAGGGUUGCUAUAAGGCCGAACUCGAAGGUAACGGUCAGGUCGGCCGACUCGUUUCUCGCCCUCUCGCGACCGGCUUUGCCGGCGGGCGUCUAGAGUCGCGACAUUUAUUCUUCAUCUCGCCCACUCUCCAAGUCUUCUGGACCUAAUUUUUUGUUUUUUACUGUUUUUUACUCCUGCAGUCCCCGCUUCAUGCCUUUCAAGUCUUCGAUUGCACUUCCCAUUGCCACUCGUCGCCACCCUCCCUGAUCCUGACCGGUAAGCCGCGCGUCGCGGCAACCUGAACCACAAGACACAAUGUCGGCGCUCCGGUCAUGGUUCCGUGGGUCAUCAGCCACACCGAGUUCCAAGCCCUCCUCGAAAGCGACAACUCCCGGUCAGCAGAGCCCAACUGGGAGCACCUCUUCCCUCAAUGGCAAGACAAAACCACGAGUCUCCUCGGAGAGGCAAGAAACCAGCGACCUCGAAGAUGCCAUGGCCGCCGCCGGACUCAUCAUGAACGAUGAUAUUGACGGAGCGGAAGCUCUGCUGCGCCUCCGCGAGGACUCGUCCACCUUCCACAAACUCGGCAUGGGCGUCUCGACCUUCAUUCGGAGCAUUCUCGGGUUCGAAAAGGACGUCAUGGCCGAGGCAGCGAGGCGCCUGAACGAGACAGAAAACAGGGCGUGGGACGACACAAAAAAGGCGCAGAAAGAGGCGGACGGGAGCGUCAGCAGGAUUUACCCACCGGGCUCUGAAUUCGCUCUCGUGAAUGCCGAAGCGCAGUUGAUGAACGCCGUGGUGGGAGUCAUGCACGAGAGCUUGACCGAGGCCAUCAAGGGGUUCUACAAGUUGCGGAAAGCCUAUCUUACCCUCGAAAGCAUCGUGGAGGCCGAGGCGCGGUAUUUGCGCUCCAUUGGGCAGGACGGCGUAACAUCGUCGUCUCCUUCGACACAAGACAGCUCUUCUGACGACACGGUUCCCGGUCUACCCGACGGGCCUGUGUGUGACGAGCUCGAGGGGGGAACACCAACAGCCAAGGAUCGUGGUACCGGUGACCACGGAUCAUCGGGGGCGGUUGAGGUGUCACAGACUCCCGAGGCUCAAGAUGCAGCCUCACAAGAUAUGACACUCCUCGACGAAAAGUUGAAGAAGCUAGCCGCCGAUGAGAGGUCCCGAUCAAGUCCACUGUUGCUGCCGGUCUCUCAGGACCCGAAGGGAGACGGAAAACUAACCCCUGGUAGCAUCGCGCUGGACCAGCUCAACACGGCCGGUGCGGACAAAUCUCUCUUCAAGUCCUCGAUCGAGAUUUUUGUCCACAGCGGCGCAAAUAUGUGCUUCGGUAUCCUCCUACUCAUUCUUUCAAUGGUACCUCCGGCCUUCUCCCGCCUGCUGUCAAUCAUUGGUUUCAAGGGCGACCGCGACAGGGGGUUGAAGAUGCUCUGGCAGUCUACCAAGUUCCCCAACAUCAACGGAGCCAUGGCCGCGCUCGUCCUUCUCAACUACUACAACACGUUCCUCGGGAUGGCCGACAUCCUGCCUCCCGAAUACGACGUCGAUGACUCUUCCGCCUCAUCCUCCGAUUCGGGCGGCAGCAACGGUGCUUCCUCCAACAGCGGCACCAGCAGCACCAGCAGCACCCGUAGUAACAGUAGCGAGAGUGAGAACGACUUCGAGGCAGUCGGCUACCCCCGAGAGAGAUGCGCCGCUCUCCUCGCGGCCAUGCGCGAGCGGUAUCCGGAGUCGCGGCUCUGGCGGCUGGAGGAGGCGCGGAUGCUGGCCAACGGGCGGCAGCUGGACGAGGCGAUCGAGCGGCUGUCGGCCAACAUGGACAGCAAGAUGCGGCAGAUCACGGCGCUCAACAACUUUGAGCUGAGCAUGAGCUCCAUGUACGUGCUCGACUGGCCGGCCAUGCGCGACAACUUUUGCCGCUGCGUCGAGCUCAACACCUGGAGUCACGCGCUCUACUACUACAUCGCCGGCUGCGCCGAGAUCGAGAUGUACCGCGACGCCUUCCACAAGGUGGCAGCGCUUCCGGCCGGGGGGGACGCGGCGGCCGAGAGGAGCGUCCUCCUGACGGAGGCACAGAAGCACAAGAAGGCGGCCGAGGAGUACCUGCGCAAGGCGCCCACGGUGGCCGGCAAGAAGCGGUUCAUGGCGAGGCAGCUGCCGUUCGAGGUGUUUGUGAGCCGCAAGCUGCUCAAGUGGGAGGAGCGCGCCAAGGCGGCCGGGGUCGACCUCGCGGACGCGGUGGCGGUCAGCCCGGCGAUGGAGAUGAUCUACCUCUGGAAUGGCAGCAAGCGGAUGGGGACCAAGCACCUCGAGAGGGCGAGGACCCUGCUGGCGUGGGAACGCUGCACGGCGCCGGCGGACAAGGUGGCCAAGUUCCGGGAGGAGAAGGACGAGGAUGCCAUCGCCUUGCUGGCCGAAUGCGCGCUCUUGAGGCACUUGGGCAAGGGCGCCGAGGCCAAGGCCUUGGUCGAGCCCCUGUUGACAAUGGACAAGUCCUUGUUUAAGGGUCACACGAGAGACGACUACUGCUUGGCUGCGGCUCACUACGAGGUGGCUGCGGUGGCCUGGAUGGAUGUCUGCGAUCGGGAAAGCUGGCCCAAGGGCACUGUCGACGAAAUCCAGGCUUUCCGGAGACAGAAAGCUGAUGAAUGCCGGCAAUAUCUCGAUAAGGUCUCCAAGUGGGAGGGCUUCGUGCUGGACGCUCGGUUUGGACUGAGGGUGAAGGCGGGCAUGGAGACUGUGGCAUGGCUGAGGGCAAAGAAGGGAUGGGAGUGACCGGCCGGGGUCAGGGCCUUGCUUGUCAGGCGUGCAUUACAUACCCUAUGCAGCAAUGCAGAUGCAGA
Thermothelomyces thermophilus ATCC 42464 is the source of this 2837-nucleotide messenger RNA. RefSeq lists its product as uncharacterized. The transcript has 2 exons. The coding region runs from base 301 to 2769 and encodes 822 amino acids. NCBI's taxonomy places the organism in Eukaryota, Fungi, Ascomycota, Sordariomycetes, Sordariales, Chaetomiaceae. The record is from RefSeq and is a predicted model, not a curated record. Gene Ontology annotation, cellular component: nucleus; mitochondrial outer membrane; cytosol.